Messenger RNA from Fomitiporia mediterranea MF3/22, 351 nucleotides. Its product is annotated as DUF77-domain-containing protein. The record is from RefSeq and is a predicted model, not a curated record. Gene Ontology annotation, cellular component: cytosol. Lineage: Eukaryota; Fungi; Basidiomycota; Agaricomycetes; Hymenochaetales; Hymenochaetaceae. The transcript is spliced from 5 exons. The coding region runs from base 1 to 351 and encodes 116 amino acids.
AUGUCGAAUGAUCUUUAUGCUGUGGCUGAUUUUUGUCUGAUUCCGAUGGGAACUGGGGAGCCAUCGGUCGCGGAAUAUAUCGCGGAAUGCCAGCUCGUCCUUCAGAAGUCAGGGUUGACAUACCAGACAGCAUUCGUCAGUGGCUAUGGAACGAAUAUAGAAGGCUCCUGGUCCGAAGUAAUGAAGGCUAUCCACGAUUGCCAUGAGGCAGUCCACACUCGAGGUGCCCCACGAAUCGCGACUGACAUUCGCAUUGGUACACGAACAGACCGUACAAUAGCUCCAGGUACGGGAAACGAAAGCAAGGUGACGCGGGUCGAGCAGAUACUUGGUGGUGUUGCACGAGAGUGA